This is a messenger RNA of Mycetomoellerius zeteki, 1616 nucleotides long. RefSeq names its product leucine-rich repeat-containing protein 15. Gene Ontology annotation, cellular component: extracellular matrix. The transcript has 2 exons. The record is from RefSeq and is a predicted model, not a curated record. The coding region runs from base 76 to 1521 and encodes 481 amino acids. Gene Ontology annotation, molecular function: protein binding. NCBI's taxonomy places the organism in Eukaryota, Metazoa, Arthropoda, Insecta, Hymenoptera, Formicidae.
CAAAAUACAGUCCUUGUAGAAGGUACACCAGAAAUAACUUAGAGUUUGCAUCUUUCGAAGACAAUAUUUAAAAAAAUGAAAUUGACCAUGGCUAAGUUUAUCUUCAUAAUCGUCACCUUCGUUUGCUGGUCUACAUUAUCAAAAGCAAACGUUCACUUUGCCAUAGAAAAUUACAUGGAUGAUCAAUCGCUUCAAUCUUUAUGUAAUGACGAUGUGUCUCUAAACUUCUCGAAUGCAGUGAUCUCUGAAAUCAAUCAAAAUUUCAUCAGCAGCUCUGUAAUUACCUGCCUCAAUCUUAUGGACAAUAGUAUUGGGAAAAUUGAGAAAGGUGCCUUCAAAAAAUUACCUAAUUUAACUCAAUUGUUUCUUUCGAACAAUAAAUUAGACAGGCAAAGAAAUCUAAUUCUUAACUUUGGAAGUCACGAUAAGUUACAAGUGCUUUUUAUAAAUAAUGCAAGCAGCUGCUAUUCUUCUAAAUAUAUACAGAUUUUCGAUGAAUAUCCUAACUUAGAAAUUUUGUCUCUAAGUGAAAAUUGUGCUGUCGAUUUAGAGUUUAUACAAGAAACUCCAGUUUCGAUAUCACAUUUUCCUUAUGCGACACCGAUGACUUUGCAAAGCUGGAUGCCAUUCCCCAAGUUAAAGAUCCUGGAUCUCUCCGGAAACAGUAUAACAAGAACCAAUUUUGUACAACUACUGUCGAACAACUUAUACUUUCUUGAUCUUCACGAUAAUUUGCUUAGUAGCUUGAACUUAAACGAAAAAGGAAACAAAUUGUUCGCACUGAAUUUGGAUAAAAAUAAAUUUAACAUUAUUCGACGAUAUAACCAAUACAACGUAUUAUCGUUGAUUGGUCUGCAGAAUCUACACUAUCUUUCUAUUUCUAGAAACAAGAUUAAUGUUAUCGAAUCGGAUGCUUUCCAAGACAAUAACGAAUUGCUCUUUUUGAACUUAUCCUCAAAUUACAUAAAAUAUCUACAUCCGGAGACAUUUGCAAAUUUGCCGAAUUUAAAAACACUCGAUCUAAGUAUCAACCAAUUCGAGAAUAUUCCGCAAAUGUUAAAUGAAACAGAUAUCAGCACUUUAUAUAUUAAUAACAACAAUAUAAAGAAAAUAAUGUCGUAUAUUUUCGUGCAUAUGCCGAAAUUGAUGAAAUUAUUAAUGGGAAAAAAUCAGAUUGAUGAAGUCUAUGUUAAUGCCUUCGUUCAUCUUACUGUUCUAGAAGAAUUAGAUUUGUCGAGAAAUGUGUUAAGCUCUUUGCCAAAAGGAUGGGCGGAACCCCUUGUAUCUUUGAAAUAUUUGGAUUUAAGCGAUAAUAAAUUCACUUCGCUGGAGUCUUUGUCACUAAUGAAUACAUGGCCAUCGAUAGACGUAUUAUAUUUAAUGAAAAAUCCAUUAGAAUAUCUAAAUGUUAAAUAUUUUGAGAACUUACCGCAAAAUCUCGUUAUUGACUUGAUAAAUAAUUCAAAUUUUACAAAAUGGAUACAAGAUACGAGUCCACCGAUGGAAAAUUAUUACUAUUGAAAUUUAACACAUUUCACAUGUCCCAAAUGUCCACUCAAAUUUAUGUGUUAAUUUAACAUAAGAUGAAUAUGUUAAAAGGUAACACAAAUUUUACA